CACCCUCUUGUCUCGAAUUACCUGAAAUACCUCCCAAUUCCUCUCGGCCAGCUCGUGCCCUUCCCUGGACUUUCUCUCCUCCGCCAGGUCCGCAUAACCACCGACGCUGGGCACUUUUGUCUCAACUCUCCCCUCGGCACCCAUAUCCGAUAGCACUCAAUCACGACAAUCGAGGGCCCGAUGAUUCGUUAAAUCUAUUUCCAACCCCCUCACUCUCAGAGAGCGGGCAACAAACACAGCACUUCGACAAAAUGUCUGAAAAGACGCAUAGGACGACCCGGAUAAUCUCCGUAGUCGCUGCUACUACCAUAUCGUUGGCAUGCGGAACAAAUUAUGCAUACUCGGCGUGGGCACCUCAAUUCGCAGACCGCCUGCAGCUUUCUGCAGUUCAAAGCAACAUAAUCGGAACAGCAGCGAAUCUCGGCAUGUACGCUUCGGGUAUACCAAUGGGAAUUGUGACGGACAAAAGAGGCCCGCGACCUUCUGCUCUGAUCGGAACUGUUGCACUUGCGGCUGGCUACUUUCCGAUACGACUAGCGUAUGAUAGGGGAGCUAUGAGCGUAGCUCUCAUUACUUUCUGUUCGUUUCUCACUGGAGUCGGUAGCUGCGCUGCGUUCCAGGCCUCAUUGAAAGUUUCGGCCCUCAACUGGCCCCAUCACCGCGGGACGGCGACUGCCUUUCCUUUGGCAGCAUUCGGCCUCAGUGCAUUCUUCUAUACCAUAGUUUCCCGCUUCGCAUUUGCAGGCAAUACCUCGAGCCUCCUUUUGUUUUUAUCCAUAGGGACGUCUUGCCUUGUCCUUGUCUCCGUUCCCUUCCUUUCUGUUGUGGAUCACACUACCCGCUAUGUGGUACUACCAACCACCGAAGACUUCUCCCACCCUUCACGGCGAGACUCGAAUCAACUUCAUCGUACCAAGUCAGGGGGGAGUAAACACAGCGCCUCUAUCCUACCACGACAAGAAACCAUAGACGGCAGUCCACUAGACGAGUCUCCUGCAGAUCCGGACGAAACUUCGUCACUCAUGUCUAUACCUGGGGAUAUUGCUGCAGACGAUGACGCUUUAAGCCAUAUGACACACCACUCACAUAAGGCAGAUAUAACCGGGCUGGCCUUACUACCAAGAAUAGACUUCUGGAACCUCUGGAUGCUGUGUGCUCUUCUAACUGGUGUCGGUCUAAUGACUAUUAAUAAUAUUGGCAAUGACGCACAAGCACUCUGGGCACAUUACGACGACACCGCAUCGAAAGAAUUCAUCGCUAAGCGUCAACUCAUGCAUGUCUCGAUCAUAUCGUUCUUAAGCUUUCUGGGGCGGCUCGCAUCUGGGGUUGGCUCAGACGUGCUGGUAAAACGACUCCACAUGAGUCGGUUCUGGUGCGUUUUGGCAUCAGCGGCCAUAUUCACGCUCGCCCAGUUCUGCGGUACUCGCAUCGAAAAUCCAAAUCAUCUUUGGGCGGUUUCUGGCCUCACUGGACUAGCGUAUGGGGCGCUCUUCGGCGUAUUUCCUGCCCUAGUUGUCGAUGCUUUUGGCGUUGGAGGCUUUUCUGUCAAUUGGGGAUUUAUGACCCUGGCACCUGUUGUGAGCGGCAACAUCUUCAACAUCUGGUACGGUGCUAUUUACGAUGCUCAUUCAGAUGUUGGACGGGAUGGCGACAGAACUUGUGCUGAAGGCCUCGCGUGCUACCGUGGCGCCUAUUGGGUCACUCUCGUUUCAAGCUUUCUGGGUAUUCUAGUGUGCUUAUGGUGUAUCAAGCACGAGCAUUCGGUCAAGAGCAAGGACAUUCAGGAUGACCACCGGGAGGCAUAAUUUGACUUUUACAUGGUUGGAGGGGACUUCUCAAUCGGAUAGGGAUUUGAUACAUUUAGACUUGGCAUUGGAUGCCGCCUUCCUGUAAAUCUUUGAGACAGUUUCUCUGGGUUCUUCUUAUGUCUUGUGUGACGCAGACGACCCCAUCCAAGCCUCUGUCGGGCCUAAGUGGGUCUUCACUGUGUGAAGUGGUAGCAGCGUUUGUGAAUGCAUCGAUUGGACUGCGUGUGAGGGAAAAGGCAUGAUUUGACAAGGGGGCUGUGAAGGGUGAUAGUACUGGGGCAUUAAUCAGGCACAAUAC
Messenger RNA from Mytilinidion resinicola, 2106 nucleotides. Its product is annotated as MFS general substrate transporter. Gene Ontology annotation, cellular component: membrane. The coding region runs from base 252 to 1805 and encodes 517 amino acids. The record is from RefSeq and is a predicted model, not a curated record. Lineage: Eukaryota; Fungi; Ascomycota; Dothideomycetes; Mytilinidiales; Mytilinidiaceae. Gene Ontology annotation, molecular function: transmembrane transporter activity. Gene Ontology annotation, biological process: transmembrane transport. The transcript has 8 exons.